AUGGCGGCCCAGCAGCAGAAGAGUGGGAAGCCUUGGAGUGGCACGAACAAAAUCCCUAACAUCAAAGAGUUCGUCACUCUUCUCGAUAAAGACAAGGCCCAGAGAGACAGGGAACUUGAUUCCAGUCCAAACCAACAAGCAGCUCGCUCCAAUGAAGCGACCCCCCACAAGAAUGAGAAGCAGAAGACAUCUGGGAAAACCGUCACCGAUCCCGUCACCGGCAACAAGGUUUUGAUCGCCAAUGUGGGCAAAGAGUACAUGACGAGGGCGGACAACCCUCAGCUUUCUGUCCCCAAUGCCAAUCUAGGCAAACCCACACCUGUCAAGACAGAUCCCUCUCAGAGUAAUCCAGAAUACAAGGAGAAACAAGACAUAACAGCACCUCCGGAUCCGAUUGCCGAGGGGAGCACUUCCGAUGUUCCCAUCCACGGUGAAAAGACCAAUAUUUUGUUCCACCCGACACCUUCCGUCAGCUAUGAGCCCAUGUUCGAGCUGCUCGAGAAGCGUGCGGGGGGCCUUUGCAUUGCCAUCUUACUCUCUGUCGUCAUACUCGGCAAAAUGUUCGGAGGGUCUCUCAAAGGUCUGAUCCCUUUGGGAAUGUGUCUGGCUUCGGGCGUUUGGCUUUGGAUGAAAGAGGUCUUGAGAAGUGGACGCGAGGUCGAAUGGAGCAGUGAGCAGCACAGAGGGGAAACGGCGGUCGCGAACCUCCUACCCGAGUCCGUUGAAUGGAUGAACACCUUUCUCGGCGUUGUCUGGGGGCUCAUUGACCCGGAAAUGUUUGCUGGAGUGGCAGAUACCUUGGAAGAUGUCAUGCAAGCCUCUGUUCCCGGUGUCAUCAACAAUGUCCGAGUCGCAGAAAUCGACCAGGGAAACAACCCCCUUCGAAUCCUGAGCUUGCGCGCACUGCCCGACUCCAGGGUGGCGGACCUAAAACAGAGUAUUCAUGAGGAGAACAAGAAGAUAAAAGACCCUCAAGAGGCAGCCGCCGACGAAGAAGGCGGCGACUACUACAACCUAGAGGUCGCCUUUGCCUACCAUGCCAAACCUAGCGGAGCUAGCGCAGCUUCCAAAGCACGAAACAUGCACAUGAACCUCGUCUUCUACCUUGGCGUCAAAGGAUUGAUCGGCGUGCCCUUACCUAUUUUCGUUGAACUCCAGGAACUGGUUGGGACCAUACGGCUGCGGCUACAGAUGACCCCGGAACCACCGUUCGCGAAGAGCCUUACCUUCACUCUGAUGGGUGUCCCCCAUGUUCAAGCAGGCUGUAUUCCAAUGCUCAAGCACGGGGUUAACAUCCUCAACCUGCCUCUGAUCUCAAAUUUUGUCAACUAUGCCAUCGGAGCAGCCGCCAGCAUGUAUGUUGCUCCCAAGUCGAUGCAACUUGACCUCAAAUCAAUGCUGCAAGGAGACGACAUCACCAAGGACACCCAGGCCAUUGGGGUCAUGUGGAUUCGAAUCCAUCGCGCCAUCGGACUCAGCAAACAAGAUCGUCGCGGCAGCAAAUACGGCGGAAGCGAUCCUUACAUCAACUUGUCCUUUUCCAAAUAUGGCAAGCCGAUGUACUGUACUCGUGUGAUUUGCGAUGACCUCAAUCCAGUGUUUGAGGAGACCACCGCCCUUCUGGUCACGCCAGAGCUGAUCAAGGCUGAUGAACAGCUAAGCGUUGAGUUGUGGGACUCGGAUCGCAACUCUGCAGAUGACAUGGUUGGCAAGGUGGAAUUGUCGAUGCAGAAAAUGAUUCAGCAUCCGAGCAAAAUGUACCCGCAGAUCUCCAAAUUAUCUGGCGUCCAAGACGGUACCGAGAUGCCAGGUGAAUUGCACUGGGAGGUUGGCUACUUUGGCAAGCCCAAGUUCCGCCCCGCCUUGCGCACCGACGGGAAGGACAAGAACUUGCCUGCUAAACUGCAGGAUGAUGCACAAUUUCAAGACGAAAAGGGUACACUUGACACUGAAGAUUCCGAUGCCGUCGCCCAUACUCCUCCUGACCCCUUGUGGCCCAGUGGCAUCUGCAGCGUUGUCGUGCAUCAAAUCGUCAGCUUGGAACUUGAAAAUAUCAAAGGCAGUCAGGGGAACAGAAAGGGCAAAGAAUUUGAGCCAGCCAAGCCGUUCGGUGAGGCCACCGAAGAGGAAUCCAUCAGAUUGCCAACUUCAUAUUGCACCAUCCUGUUCAACGACAUGCUUGUCUACCGCACUCGAGCCAAGGCGGUCAGCAGCAAGCCCAUCUUCAAUGCCGGAACAGAGCGAUUCAUGCGUGACUGGCGAUCCGGUAUUGUCACGGUCACCGUUCGUGACCAGCGGAAUCGGGAGCAUGAUCCCAUUUUGGGCGUGGUGCCUCUGCGCCUGUCGGAACUGCUCACCACCAGUUCUCAGGUGACGAGAUGGUAUCCGCUUGACGGGGGCAUUGGUUUUGGCCGCAUCAGAAUCUCCGUCCUCUUCCGGAGCAUAGAACUCAAGCUUCCUCCCAAGAUGCUGGGCUGGGACGUUGGUACUUUCGAGUUCCUUUCUGAUCAGAUCGUGACCAAGGGCUGGAAGGACAACACCAAGCUCAAACUUCGCACCGGUGGCAGCACGGGCACGAUCCCGCGCACUCACUGCCACAGCAAUGAGACAGGCGACGGCGUGUACUGGGACGUUUCGACAGAGAACAAUCGCCAUAUGCGCCUGCCAGUCAGGUAUCGAUAUCGGUCCCCGGUCAUUUUCGAGUUCCAUGUGACGGGCAAACGCGGUGCGGCCGCUUAUGCGUCGAUCUGGUUGCAGAAUCUCGUUGACAAUGAGGAGACCCCGAUCGAUAUCCCCAUCUGGAAGACGAAGAACGGCAGCCGCCUCGUGCAGAACUACAUCACCGAAGAGAACGUCCAAGGCUUCAAGGACAAGGGCUUGGAAGAUCUGCAGGAGGUCGGGCGAUUGCAAUUCCGUGGCCGCUUCAAGGCCGGGAUGGAUGAAUCGCACCGAGACUUCGUGGUGGACAACGACACACGCGAGACUUUUGAGACGUGGGAAACGUGCAUGACGGAGGGUGUACGCGAGCGGGUAGUCGAGGCCGAGGUACCGGCAAGCAUCCAACAGAUGCACGAGGCUUCUUUGACUGAAGGUCGAGAUAUCCUCCAGCAACAGGCAUCGGAGGAGGAGCGCCGCAAGUGGCUGAGCAGGACGGGAGAAGAUUGGUCCGGCGCCUUCACCCAUGAUCCGCGGGCGUACACCAACAAACAGCAUGAAAAGAUUGCCGAGCCAGGCGUUGAUGACCCGCCGCAUGAUCCUUAUCAUCCAUCAAGUGACGAUGGGGACGAUGAUGGAGACAGCAGCUCGUCGUCCGAUCUGGGCAUAAAUGAUGCUACCAGCGCUCGGGACGAGAGUGAGACCGCCCACACGAAUGGGGUGAGAGGGCUCAAUGGCAGUGCCGGCCGACCAAGUGCGGACACGACGACAACAGCUGACACCAACUACACGACUAUGACGGAAGCGUCGACAGAUUCGGUGCUGCCCGUGGCGAAAAAGGAUGCCAGGUGGGAUGCAAAGGCGGGCAAGCGAGCGGAAACCCGUAAACAUCGAGGACUGUCGCAGUGGACGCCAGCACGGAAUGUCAAGUUUGCAAAGGAUGAAGCGAAGAUUGGAAUGAGCAAAAUCAAGAAAAGAUUUACGGGAGGCUUGGGCGGAAGAGAGCCCGGUGUCGAGACUGAGACCGGCAGCUAA
This is a messenger RNA of Capronia epimyces CBS 606.96, 3690 nucleotides long. RefSeq lists its product as uncharacterized. The transcript has 4 exons. NCBI's taxonomy places the organism in Eukaryota, Fungi, Ascomycota, Eurotiomycetes, Chaetothyriales, Herpotrichiellaceae. Gene Ontology annotation, molecular function: lipid binding. Bases 1 to 3690 code for a protein of 1229 amino acids. The record is from RefSeq and is a predicted model, not a curated record.